Molecule: messenger RNA, 3188 nt
Organism: Mus caroli (Ryukyu mouse)
Lineage: Eukaryota; Metazoa; Chordata; Mammalia; Rodentia; Muridae
Gene: Gata3
Product: GATA binding protein 3
Biological process (GO): negative regulation of transcription by RNA polymerase II; cell fate commitment; regulation of epithelial cell differentiation
Cellular component (GO): nucleus
Molecular function (GO): DNA-binding transcription factor activity, RNA polymerase II-specific; RNA polymerase II cis-regulatory region sequence-specific DNA binding; zinc ion binding
Source: RefSeq, a predicted model, not a curated record
AGCUGUCUGCGAACACUGAGCUGCCUGGCGCCGUCUUGAUAGUUUCAGAAAGAAUGCAUUCCCUGUAAAAAAAAAAAAAUACUGAGAGAGGGAGAGGAGAAAGAGAGAGAGACUGAGAGAGCGAGACCUAGAGAGCUACGCAAUCUGACCGGGCAGGUCACACGCCUCCUCCUCCUCCUCUACGCUCCUUGCUACUCAGGUGAUCGGAAGAGCAACCGUCCCUGAGCGCCAAGGAAUCAGUGUGCAGUGCGAUCACACUCGGAUUCCUCUCUCUCUCCUUUUUUUUUUUUUUGACCCCUUUAUUCCUCCGUGUCUGAUUUUUUUUUGGGGGGGUCGCCCUCAUUCUUUCCUUUUUCUUCUUUCCCUUCCUUUCUUUUGCUAAACUAUCCCGCAAAGAUUUUUCUUUCCUCCCUAAACCCUCUUUUUUACUCACCUUUUCUAUACCCUUAACUGCAAACAAACCAUUAAACGACCCCUCUCCUGGGCCUCCGACGGCAGGAGUCCGCGGACCUCCCAGGCCGACAGCCCUCCCUCUACCCGCGAGGGUUCCGGGCCCGGCGAGAGGGCGCGAGCACAGCCGAGGACAUGGAGGUGACUGCGGACCAGCCGCGCUGGGUGAGCCACCAUCACCCCGCGGUCCUCAAUGGUCAGCAUCCAGACACGCACCACCCCGGCCUCGGCCAUUCGUACAUGGAAGCUCAGUAUCCGCUGACGGAAGAGGUGGACGUACUUUUUAACAUCGAUGGUCAAGGCAACCACGUCCCGUCCUACUACGGAAACUCCGUCAGGGCUACGGUGCAGAGGUAUCCUCCGACCCACCACGGGAGCCAGGUAUGCCGCCCGCCUCUGCUGCACGGAUCUCUGCCCUGGCUGGAUGGCGGCAAAGCCCUGAGCAGCCACCACACUGCCUCGCCCUGGAACCUCAGCCCCUUCUCCAAGACGUCCAUCCACCACGGCUCUCCGGGGCCUCUGUCUGUUUAUCCUCCGGCUUCAUCCUCUUCUCUGGCGGCCGGCCACUCCAGUCCUCAUCUCUUCACCUUCCCGCCCACCCCGCCGAAGGACGUCUCCCCAGACCCGUCGCUGUCCACCCCGGGAUCCGCCGGGUCGGCCAGGCAAGAUGAGAAAGAGUGCCUCAAGUAUCAGGUGCAGCUGCCAGAUAGCAUGAAGCUGGAAACGUCUCACUCCCGAGGCAGCAUGACCACCCUGGGAGGGGCCUCAUCCUCAGCCCACCACCCCAUUACCACCUAUCCGCCCUAUGUGCCCGAGUACAGCUCUGGACUCUUCCCACCCAGCAGCCUGCUGGGAGGAUCCCCUACCGGGUUCGGAUGUAAGUCGAGGCCCAAGGCACGAUCCAGCACAGAAGGCAGGGAGUGUGUGAACUGCGGGGCAACCUCUACCCCACUGUGGCGGCGAGAUGGUACCGGGCACUACCUUUGCAAUGCCUGCGGACUCUACCAUAAAAUGAAUGGGCAGAACCGGCCCCUUAUCAAGCCCAAGCGAAGGCUGUCGGCAGCAAGGAGAGCAGGGACAUCCUGUGCAAACUGUCAGACCACCACCACCACCCUCUGGAGGAGGAACGCUAAUGGGGACCCGGUCUGCAAUGCCUGUGGGCUGUACUACAAGCUUCAUAAUAUUAACAGACCCCUGACUAUGAAGAAGGAAGGCAUCCAGACCCGAAACCGGAAGAUGUCUAGCAAGUCGAAAAAGUGCAAAAAGGUGCAUGACGCGCUGGAGGACUUCCCCAAGAGCAGCUCCUUCAACCCGGCCGCUCUCUCCCGACACAUGUCAUCCUUGAGCCACAUCUCUCCCUUCAGCCACUCCAGCCACAUGCUGACCACACCGACGCCCAUGCAUCCGCCCUCCGGCCUCUCCUUCGGACCUCACCACCCUUCCAGCAUGGUCACCGCCAUGGGUUAGAGAGGCAGAGCCCUGCUCCACAUGCGUGAGGAGUCUCCAAGUGCGCGAAGAGUUCCUCCGACCCCUUCUACUUGCGUUUUCGCAGGAGCAGUAUCAUGAAGCCCGAAAGCGACAGAUCUGUGUUUUUGAAGGCAGAAAGCAAAAUGUUUGCUUCUUUUUUCAAAGGAGCUCGAGGUGGUGUCUGCGUUCCAACCACUGAAUCCGGAUCCCAUUUGUGAAUAAGCCAUUCAGACUCAUAUUCCCUAUUUAACAGGGUCUCUAGUGCUGUGAAAAAAAUAUUGCUGAACAUUGCAUAUAACUUAUAUUGUAAGAAAUACUGUACAUUUGAGGAAGACUUUAUUGUACCUGGAUAGCUGUAAGAAAGGCAUGAAGGACGCCAAGAGUUUUAAGGAAUAUAGGGGGAUUAAAGUAUGGAGAUACAGAAGAAACUACUAAGAAUGAUGUCCAAAUGGGCACGCUGUCAGUUUUGUUUCCCUUUCAGUUGUUUGAUGCAUUUAAAAAAAAGAAAGAAAGAAAGAAAAAGAAAAAAAAAAAGGGGCGGGGGGGGGAGAAAAAAUAAAUUAAAAAAAAAAAAAGAAAAGAAAGAAAAAUCUAAGAAAAAAAAAAAAGGUUGUAGGCAAAUCAUUUGUUCCAGGCUGUGAGCCUGUGCAAAAGAGAUUUCAGAUCUGGGCAAUGGGUGUGUGAUCUCACCCACGGAAGAUCUGAGAAUGUCAUGGCUAGGCCUACAUGCUCUGUGAAUCAGUCCCUGUAAUUGUUGUUUGUAUGUAUAAUUCAGAAGCACCAAAAUAAGAAAAGAUGUAGAUUUAUUUCAUCAUAUUAUACAGACUGAAUUGUUGUAUAAAUUUAUUUACUGCUAGUGUUAGGAACUGCUUUUUUUUUUUUUUUUGGUUUUAAUGUUUUUUUUUUUUUUCUUCUCUCUGGAUUUUUGGUUGAAUAAACUAGAUUGCUUUCAGUUGACUUAAGGUGGAUGUACUCUGGAGGGUUUAUUUUUCCUUUUAUUAUUAUUUUUGAUGGUAUUUAUUAAAUAGCUUCUAUGGGCCCGGCGGUACCUGUCUUUUUCGUCACUUUUCUUGCAGCCUAAACUAUGAAGGUAGCAGCGUACCAGCUACCAACGUGCAUGUCAGCGACCCGGCCACUCACAGGCCUGGUCCUGAGAGCCACCUGGCUGACUGUUAGCCCCUGUGUGUUCUGUAUUAGUGAUCACUGCCUUUAAACAGUCUGUUGGAAUAAUACUAUAAAAAUAAUAAUAAAGUUAAAAUAUUUUAAAACAA